CUCUUUCUCUCUCUCCCUUUUUACUGUUCAUAUUUUACAAACACUUUUUAUUCUGUAUAUAUACCCCCCACUCAUGCAACACUUUCUUUCCCAUAACAAUUCCUUCUUUCAUCUCUCUCUCUUUUUCCUUCAUUUUCUUUCUAAUCAAACACAAACCAACACUACUCAACGUUUGGUCUUUUUUUUUUUGUUUUUUUUAACUUCUCUAUGGCUGACCUUGACUGUCAAACUAAGCCACCCCCACCAACCACCUCCGCCACUCCCGCCACCACACGUUUGAAACUCUUCGGCUUUGAUGUUUCUGAAGACAACGAUGACAUAUCAUCAGACCCCACCACUCCCACACCAAAAACUCCAUCCGGGUCCCCUGAUUCCUCGGGCUUUCCUCCAUCUAAUGACCGCAAGUACGAGUGCCAGUACUGUUGCCGCGAAUUCGCCAACUCGCAGGCGCUCGGCGGCCACCAGAACGCACAUAAGAAGGAAAGGCAGCAGCUCAAACGGGCUCAGUUACAGGCCACGAGAAACGCUGCUAUUUCAUUUGCGAGGAACCCUAUGAUCUCGGCGUUUGCUCCUCCGCCGCAUCUCCUGGCGCCGGCUGGGCCAGUGGUGGUUCCCGCGGCGAGUGCAGCGGCGGCGGGGCAGUCGUGGGUGUACCUUCCACGCGCGGCGGCUCCUGCUUUCCAGGUGUCGCACGGGUGUGUGAUAGCGAGUACGCAUGAGAGAGGUGCAGGGGGGUUAGCGUAUGGCGGGCGUGUAGGGGAUUUGGGUGUGAAUAUGAUGGGGGCCCAAGUACAGAGUAGGGCCCAUGGACGGGUGGUGGAUGGGCCCUCAUUGAGUAGGUUUUCAAAAGGAGAUGGUGGGCCCAGUUUUGAUGAUGUAUUGGGCUUGGAUUUACAUCUGAGUCUUGCUCCAGCUGGGUCUUGAUUUGGGCUUGGUUCGGAUCCGGGUGGGUCAAUUCUAAAAUCUAAUCAAAUUAAUGUAAUCUUGUGUACAUUUUCCCAAAUUUUAUUUAAUUUAUUUUUUCCUCA
Molecule: messenger RNA, 1028 nt
Organism: Pistacia vera
Lineage: Eukaryota; Viridiplantae; Streptophyta; Magnoliopsida; Sapindales; Anacardiaceae
Product: zinc finger protein GIS3
Exons: 1
Coding region: 208-924 (238 amino acids)
Biological process (GO): trichome morphogenesis; trichome differentiation; gibberellic acid mediated signaling pathway
Cellular component (GO): nucleus
Molecular function (GO): DNA-binding transcription factor activity; transcription cis-regulatory region binding
Source: RefSeq, a predicted model, not a curated record